Messenger RNA from Fraxinus pennsylvanica, 657 nucleotides. Lineage: Eukaryota; Viridiplantae; Streptophyta; Magnoliopsida; Lamiales; Oleaceae. The record is from the annotation of a GenBank genome assembly.
AUGAAUUGGAUGAGACCAAGCCAAUAUCUCGACACAAAUCAUUCAUUUGGGGCUGACGGAGUAUUUGAGACCGAGGGAAAUAACCAUGAAGAGGUUGCAAGGAGCAUUGAAAGGGAGACUGAGGCAGGAAAAGAGGCUGAGACAUGGGAGAUUGGGAGGGAGGCAAUGAGUGUUGUGAUGGAGACAGUGGUAGGGAAUAAUAAUGGAGAGCUUGUGAUAUUGGAGAUUGGGAGGGAGGCCGUUACAGGGUGCAUUGAGAGAGAGAUUGAGGCAGGGGGUGCUGUGAUGGAGACAGUGGUAGGGGGCAUUGAGUGGGAGGCCGAAACGAGGGAGAUUGAGAUGGAGAUAGUUGUAGGGAACAUUGAGAGGGAGACGAAUGUAGUAGACAUUGAUGUGAGGACUAAUGUGGGAACUGAGAUGUACACUAAGGUUUUUACUCGGAAGAAGAUAAAUUUGAAUAAAACUUAUCAACAAACUGAUGCCUUGAUGCGAGAUAAAAGACUUAGAAAAGCUUCAAAGUUAGUUUCAUCACCAUACACGACUAGAGCUAAGUGGAAAAGACAUGUGGAUAAUACGAAUGUUGAUAUUUUUUGGGAUGUUGACCUAGUUAAGAAGAAAUAUUUCUCCAAAUGGCACUCCGGUUUAGGCGAUGGCUAA